GCAUUGUCAUAUGAAGUACUGAAACUCGUCAAAAGAUCUAUGUGUUAUGAACUAUUUUUAACACUGAAAUUCGGCUUUUCUUUCAGUUUUUCUUUCAGUUUUUACCUAUUUAAUAAAGGCCACUGCAUCAUCCCACAUUCAAGUUUAUAAACUGAACAAAGAAGAAGACGUACGAGCCAAAUUGACCUGAACAUUCUCUAGCCUUUAACUUCUCAGAAAUCAUGCACAAGCUGGGCCGGAUCAUACAGGUAAGAAUCUGAUCAUUGCUUUAUUUUUAUUAUUAUGAGUGCACUUCCCUCUCAAAAAAAUAAUGGUCCUUCCCUGACUGUAACUUUUUGGAAUUUGCACCUGCAGGCUUGGAAGAAUAAGCUACCUCCUCCACAAAACACCUUGGUGCAUCACCAUUGCCUGCUUUACACGGGUGCAAGCGCUAUACUCUCUGAAAACCAGCAUGGAAUUUGGAGGUGUGCCGUUUGUAAAAACACAAGUGAAACUCUCAACCAAACAUUCUCCUACCACUGUUUCACCUGCAAUGACUUUGACAUUUGCCGCGACUGCUUCGAGCCGAAGCGACAUCUGAGCCACGUCCAUGAGCUGAAAGUGGUGAACACCUCGCUUGUCUAUGCACACAAGAAUGGCCGCUGGGUGUGCGACAUCUGUGGAAAUGAAAGCAGGUGGUAUGAAAAAUUCGCCUAUCAUUGUUCAGAAUGCGAAUUCGAUGUGUGCCCUGAUUGCUUUAAGCCGCACCCUACGCCAUUACAUGCCCACCCACUGUAUAAGUCAAAAUCGCAGGACGUGUGUUCAGUGUCCAGUGAUUUCUGGAAAUGUGAUAACUGCGGUUCACCUCAGAGCAGCGUCGCAGAUAACAAGCCAUGGCAUUGCCCGACAUGUAAAUACAACCUAUGUCACUCCUGUAUGAGGGCAACGAACGAAGCCUUCGGUUUUAAUCGCCUACCAGACGAGCAUCCAUGGGCUCCAGGACUCCGUUUGACGCCAAUUGAAGUGUGGUGACACUCCAAGAAUAUCGUCCCCCAAUGGUGACAGUUGUAAGAUGCUGUCUGACACUUGGUGUGGAGCAAUUUUUACUAUGCUGAAAGUAAAUUUAGGUUUCUUAUUAAAACAUAUUAAGUCAUGUCAUGUAGCCUUUUUCCUAAACCACUUGGAUAGAAUUCUCGAUCGCGUUCUCAUUGUUAAAGAUUUGGGGGUGAAGUGAAAUGUAAUGCAAGGUCGUUUUUAACGUAGACUAUUUACGAGCCAUUUGGUGAUAAUUUAUUCAUGGGCAGUCGAGACUGAAUCGAUAAUUUUUCUUACUGUAA
Messenger RNA from Orbicella faveolata, 1316 nucleotides. RefSeq lists its product as uncharacterized. Lineage: Eukaryota; Metazoa; Cnidaria; Anthozoa; Scleractinia; Merulinidae. The record is from RefSeq and is a predicted model, not a curated record.